Molecule: messenger RNA, 3322 nt
Organism: Kockovaella imperatae
Lineage: Eukaryota; Fungi; Basidiomycota; Tremellomycetes; Tremellales; Cuniculitremaceae
Product: carbohydrate phosphorylase-domain-containing protein
Exons: 16
Coding region: 320-3094 (924 amino acids)
Biological process (GO): glycogen catabolic process
Cellular component (GO): cytoplasm
Molecular function (GO): pyridoxal phosphate binding; glycogen phosphorylase activity
Source: RefSeq, a predicted model, not a curated record
AUUUGGUCGGUGCAGGCCAUGCUCGCCGACCAGAGCAGCCCCGAUAAGCCUCCAAGUUGGUCCCGCAUUGGUCCUGCCACAUUCUUGUGUGGUGACCCCGCACCCCAGCUUGGGCAGGUGACGUAAAUUGAAUUGCAGACUAUUCCGCGCGUGUGAACGUGUUUCUCUUCCCCAUCUCCGUCCCUCUUCUUCUUCUUCUCUCUCUCUCUCUUUUCUGUCAUUGACAUCUGCUCGUGUAUAUCGAGCUCAGGUCCAAGGACACAGAGUAGCUGGUUGACUAGGUAGCUGCAUACCAGCGCCGCCAAGGUCAUCCACUACCAUGAGCGCUCUCACCAAGGACAACUUGGAGAAGCUUCCAAACGCCGUUCCACCUGGUCAUCGAACACCUUCUUUGCACCAGCCUACCUUGUCUCGACGAAGUUCUAUCUCGGCUGGUCAUGGACAAGCAUCAGGUCCCACGCGCGAUGUCGAUAUCUCUCAGAUUGGUAUCCCCGUUCACACCCCUCGAAAGGAGCGACCGAGUCAUCAGCGAAGCUUGACGGGAUCCUACUUCCCCUCUACUGCGCACAAGGUCUCCGAUGAGGAUUGGCCAAUCGGUGACAAGACCACCUGGCAGACGGCCAUGCAGGCUGAAGAAGUAGACCCGGAGAACACACAAGAUGUAGCGAACAGCAUUGUCAGGCACGUCACUACUACGCUCGCGAGACAGGCCAUCAACGUCGACACGCUCGCUGCGUAUCAGGCUACCGCCUUGUCCGUUCGAGACCAGCUGCUGAAGCGAUGGAACGAGACUACUGGCUACCACACUGCUCGGGCCCCCAAGCGAAUUUACUACCUCUCCAUCGAGUGGUUACUCGGUCGUUCGCUUGACAAUGCCGUCCUCAAUUUGGGAAUGAAGAACACCUACGAAGAUGCCACUCGAAAGCUCGGUUUCAACUUUGAGGAUCUCAUCGAUGAGGAGAGAGACGCUGGUCUCGGAAACGGAGGUCUCGGACGAUUGGCCGCAUGCUAUAUCGACUCCAUGGCCACGCUCAACCUUCCCGGAUGGGGUUAUGGUCUUCGAUACCAGUACGGUAUUUUCAAGCAGCUGCUCUCCAACUCGGGAGAACAGCUCGAAGCUCCCGACCCAUGGCUAGAUCGAGAAUCGCCCUGGGAGAUUCCCCGACUCGAUGUCACUUACCCUAUUCGAUUCUACGGUCACGUCGAGAAUGUUGCAAACUCGGACCGAGCCAUCUGGUCGGGUGGUCAAGAAUGUCUCGCCGUGGCAUACGAUACCCCCAUUCCAGGUUAUGGAACUAAGAAUUGCGCCAACAUCCGUCUCUGGAAAGCUGUUCCUCAGGCCGGUUUCGAUCUCAACUCCUUCAACGCCGGAAACUACGAAGCCAGUGUCGCCGCCAGUAGUGACGUAGGCAACAUUACCCAAGUUCUGUACCCCAACGACAACAUGUAUCAGGGUAAAUUGCUUCGACUCAAGCAACAGGCGCUCUGGACCAGUGCUUCGCUUCAGGACAUCCUCCGACGAUUCUCCAAGCUCGAUAGACCAUGGAGCGAGCUUCCCGACUACGUCUGUAUCCAGAUGAACGACACGCACCCCACCUUGGCCAUUCCUGAAUUGAUGCGAAUUCUGAUUGACGAGGAAGACAUUCCUUACAGCCAGGCGUGGAAGAUUGUCACCAAAGUGUUUGCGUACACCAAUCACACUGUCCUGCCCGAAGCUCUCGAAAAGUGGGAACUUUCUCUGUUCGAAAACUUGUUGCCCCGACACCUGCAACUUAUCUACAAGAUCAACUACGAGUUCAUGGGUCAAGUCGCCAAGCGAUGGCCCGGAGAUAUGGACCGACUGCGACGAAUGUCCAUCAUCGAAGAAGGAACUCCCAAAUACGUGCGAAUGGCGUACCUCGCUAUUGUCGGAUCUUUCAAAGUCAAUGGAGUCGCCGAGUUGCACAGUCAACUCUUGCAGUCUACCAUCUUCCGCGACUUUGUCGAGUUCAAGGGCCGCGACUUUUUCACCAACGUCACCAAUGGUAUUACGCCUCGACGAUGGCUCCUGCAGUGCAACCCCUCUUUGGCCGCUUUGGCAACCCACACUCUCGGAAGCGACCACUGGCUCGUGGAGAGCAAGCAGCUUUCCAAGCUCAUUCCCAUGGCUGAUAAUCCCAAAUUCCGAGAGGCGUUCAGAUCGAUCAAGCAGGAAAACAAGGCUCGAUUGGCAGAGGUUCUCGAGAAAGAGCUGGGAGUCUCAAUCAACGUCAACAGUAUCUUUGCGGCCCAAAUCAAGCGAUUGCACGAGUACAAACGACAAACCCUCAACGUCUUUGGAAUCAUUGCUCGGUAUCUCCGCAUCAAGAAGGCUUCUCCAGAGGAGAGGAAGAAGAUCCAACCGUGGACCUUUAUCUUUGCUGGAAAAGCUGCGCCAGGAUACUACAUUGCCAAGCUCGUUAUUCGUCUCAUUAACAACGUCGCAAAAGUUGUGAACAACGAUCCUGCCGUCGGAGACUUGCUCCGAGUCUGCUUCAUCCCAGACUACAGUGUUUCCAUCGCCGAGGUACUCAUUCCUGCAGCCGAUAUCAGUGUGCAGAUCAGUACCGCAGGUACUGAGGCGUCCGGAACGAGUAACAUGAAACUCGCCCUCAACGGUGCUUUGCUUCUUGGUACUGUCGACGGUGCAAACAUUGAAAUCGCCGAGGACAGUGGAGAAGACCAAUGCUUCAUGUUUGGUCACCUCGCUGAACAAGUUCAAGACGUCCGAUACAACAACAGCUACAACCCGACUUCUCUCGAGCAACGAUCGCCUGAACUGUACGAGGUCUUCAAGUUCAUCGAGUCUGGAGCCUUCGGCGAGGGCCAAAUUUACGAGGCACUGCUCAAGACGGUUUACGACCAUGACUACUACCUUGUUUCCAACGACUUUGGCUCUUACCUCGAAGCUCAGCGUUUGGUGGACGAGCUUUGGGGCUCUGAUCAAGACGAGUGGACCAAGAAGUCAAUCAUCACCUCCUUCUCUAUGGGAGACUUUAGCUCGGACCGAUCCGUUCAAGACUACGCCGAUGGGAUCUGGAAUGUGGCGGCGGAACGAGUGCCCGACGAUCAAUAAGGGUCUCACGACUUUGACUAGGACUGUCUUGACCCUCUGCGUUUGUUACUAGAAUCAUUUACCCCUCGCCCCCUUCUGCCGAUCUGAAUCGAUGAAAGCAUCCAUACACCCCAUGUUGAUAGACACUUCCGGUCUGUAGCUGGUCUCCAAAAACUAUGUCCAUAGGGAUUUCGAAGGAAGAAGAAGAUUGUGAAAAAGUCAUGGACAUGAAUGAAACUGUGCAUGUUG